Andrographis paniculata is the source of this 1673-nucleotide messenger RNA. RefSeq names its product protein Brevis radix-like 1. The transcript has 8 exons. The record is from RefSeq and is a predicted model, not a curated record. Lineage: Eukaryota; Viridiplantae; Streptophyta; Magnoliopsida; Lamiales; Acanthaceae. Bases 326 to 1309 code for a protein of 327 amino acids.
CCCAUACAUCAAUUUCUUUCCUACUUCUACUUGCUCAACUGAAACCAUCGACCAUUCCUCAGUAUAUAUAUAUAUAUAUAUAUAUCCCAUUUUUGAAGAAAAUAAGGAACAUUAAUCAACCCUUGCCUGAACGAUUUUCUGCAUGCAGAGAGACAAAGAAGAACAUCAUCUUUAGCACCCAUUCAGAGAUUCGAUUUGAUCAUUCUUUGCCCUGGGCUUCAAAAUGUAGAUAAGCUGAUUGUGAAGGGAUAACGACGACGACUUAGAGUAGAAAAGAUAAAGGAUUUCGAAAUCAAGAAGAUCAGAUCAGAUCAGGAGGAAAAAGAUGUUGACGUGCAUUACGUGCUCAAAGCAAAAAACAGAGGACGAUGAAGACGAUGGUGCCUCGCGUGGGACUCCCAGUACUAAAGAUGCAGUCAAAAGUCUGACUACACAGAUAAAGGAUAUGGCGUUGAAAGUCUCGGGAGGUCAUAAAGACAAGCCUGGACAGGCAGAAGGAGGCUUCAAGAAAGGUCCAAAAUCAUUUCCGGAGUUCGACACAAUUUCAGAAGGGAUUCCAUAUUUGCAGCCUGGAAGCUCGAGUUCUACGCCGGCUUGGGAUUAUACAAGAACCAGGAAUCCAACUACUCGAACCCCUGGCGAAGUGACGCUUGAGGAAGAUGAAUCCAAAGAGUGGACAGCACAAGUCGAGCCGGGAGUUCAAAUUACUUUUGUGUCCCUCCCUCGGGGAGGAAAUGAUCUUAAGAGAAUUCGUUUCAGCCGCGAGAUGUUCAACAAAUGGGAAGCUCAGAGAUGGUGGGGUGAGAAUUAUGACCGGAUCAUGGAGCUCUAUAAUGUGCAGAAAUUCAGCCAGCAAGCUCUCAACACGCCGGGGAGAUCCGAGGAUGGAAGAGACUCAACUUACUCGAGGCUCGGUUCUGUCAUGGAAAGCCCUCGGAUAACACCGUCGCUCAACCGGGAAUGGACUCCGAGAUACAAUUCCGGAGAAAAUGUACAAAGCGGGAGCCAGCAGCAUUACGGGGCGGGGGGGUCGAGCGGGGGGAGGGGGGAGAUGUCGUCGAUGGAAGCAUCUCGGACGACGACAGAUUCGAGAGACGAGGCGUCAGUUUCUAUUAGCAAUGCGAGUGAUGUUGAGUCAGAGUGGAUCGAAGAAGAUGAGCCGGGCGUUUAUAUUACCAUUCGACAACUCGCCGACGGGACUCGAGAGCUUCGCCGAGUGAGAUUCAGUCGGGAAAGAUUUGGAGAGAUGCAUGCAAAGCUGUGGUGGGAAACUAACAGAGACAGAAUACAAUCCCAAUACCUUAGCUAGCUAUAGUUAGUUUAAUCAAUCGACUUCAAAUUUCAUUUCAUUUUUAUGAUCAUCCAUGAAUUGCUUAUUUCUUUCCAAGGUGGUGAGAUGUAUUCACAAUUUAUUUAUUUUAUUUAAAAUAUUAUUAUAUCAAAUAUUUGUGAGUUCAAUGAGAAAUGACCGAGUAUGAGCAUGAAAAAGUAUACAGCCAACUUUCUUGAUUACAGUAUAAUUUUGCAUACGAAUCAUCAAACAUAUACAAAUAAGGUUCAUUACUAUCUGAGAUUUCGACACAUGCAAGCAUUCACAAGUACAACAUAAUAGACCAAAAAUCCCACAAGUCUAUAUCAUAUACUAUUAAACAGCAUAGAGCAUAGACACGCAC